CGUUGCUAGUCCGCUCCACGCCGGUUUCUGGCCGGGCUCCGAGCCUCUCUCUCCCGCUCAGGAUUUUCGCGGGCGGCGGCGGGAGCAGUAUGGCUUGCUUGAGUAAACUCCGGGGGGAGGAGGGAGACGGGAGUGGAUGGGGAGGCGGGGUCAGCGGAAGCGGCAGGUUGCUUCCUUCUCCUCACGCUCCCUCCCCGCCUCUCCCUGAGGGAGCGGUGGGAGGGGGAGGGAAGGGCAUAGGGAAGGUAGUGACACGUGUCAAUCAACCCCCCCUCCGGGGGGCGCGCGCUCCGGGGCUCGCGCCGAGGGCUCGCGCCCCUGCCUCGUGCCUGCGCCGCUCGUAUGUAAAUGAGGGCGCGUGACGCGGGACGCAGAUGGACAAGGGAAGAGAGAGAAUGGCCGCUGCUGCCGCCGCUGCUGCCGCCGCCGCCGCCGCUCAGUGCCGGAGCCCUCGGUGCGCGGCGGAGAGGAGAGGAUUCCGGCGGGAACUCGACUCUUGGCGCCACCGCCUCAUGCACUGUGUAGGUUUUGAGAGUAUUUUAGAAGGGCUUUAUGGACCACGGCUACGAAGAGACCUCAGCUUAUUUGAAGACUGUGAACCAGAAGAGCUGACUGACUGGUCUAUGGAUGAAAAAUGUUCAUUUUGUAACCUACAGAGAGAAGCAGUCAGUGAUUGUAUACCAUCUCUUGAUUCUUCACAGUCAACACCAACGGAGGAACUAUCAUCUCAGGGCCAGUCCAACACUGAAAAGAUUGAAUGCCAAGCAGAAAAUUACCUAAAUGCACUCUUUCGAAAGAAAGAUCUUCCUCAGAACUGUGAUCCUAACAUUCCCUUAGUUGCUCAGGAAUUAAUGAAAAAGAUGAUACGUCAGUUUGCAAUUGAGUAUAUUUCAAAAAGUGGUAAAAUUCAAGAAAAUAGAAAUGGUUCAAUUGGACCAAGUCUAAUAUGUAAAAGUAUCCAAAUGAAUCAAGCAGAAAACUCCCUUCAGGAAGAACAGGAAGGCCCCUUAGACCUCACUGUGAAUCGAAUGCAAGAACAAAAUACUCAGCAAGGGGAUGGAGUGUUAGAUCUCUCUACAAAGAAAACCAGCAUAAAAUCUGAAGAGUCAUCCAUAUGUGAUCCUUCUUCUGAAAAUUCAGUGGCUGGUUCAACUGUUGAUGCAAAAUCAGAGGAAGCUACUAAAAUGGAAAAAGGAAAAUCAGCAUUAAGCAAAGUUUUGGAAUCUUUGUGCAUACAUCACCAGCAACAAGUUUUGGCCAUGUUGAAAUUUCUAGUCCAAGAGCAGAAUACUGCUUCUCUUUGCUCUUGUAAUACAUCAUAUACUGUGUCUUCAGAAUCUCAAAAGCCCCUAAUUGAAGAUGAUUUACAUGGUCUAUUCUGUAAUUAUGAAUAUAGGCUGGCAGAAAGAGGGUGUUUACAAAAUGAAAGACAAAGCCCUGGUUUUGUGCCUCUGCCGGUCUGUAUUAAAGAUUUACAUUGUUUAUCUUGCCAAACUGUAACUAUUGAACACAUUAAGACAGUAGUGAAUAGAGGAAUUGCAAACAGUUCUAAUUCUCACAGGUGCUGUUCUGGACUGUUACCAAACAUUCACUCUACAAAAUCAACCUUUCAUGCUCCUCUUUCCUCAAGGGAAGUAUGUGAUGUUUCAGUCAGUCUUAAGGAUUUUUGUAGAUCUCGAAGUCCGUCACCUCCACCAUUAUCACCUGUACAGACUGAAGGAUUUGAAAAAUUGAAAGAUGUCUUCUCAGAGCUUUCAGCCUUAGAAAAUAACAGACUCGAAAUAAACAUUAACCAGCCUCCAUCUCUCAUACCAGCAGAAAUAAACAGUGACAAGGGUGAUCCUGAAGGUAAAAUACAUAAAACUAAAAAAUCCAGUAACUCUGAUUAUUUGCUCCUGGAAGACAGCGAUAAUUGUACUACAAAUGAUGAAAAAGGUGAAACUACUGUAAUUUUUCAAGAUUUAAUGGAUCGUAUUAAUGAAAAACUAAAAUCAAUAGAAACUACAGAUGUGACAAACCUUAUAAAAUUAUCUAGCAGUGAUUGUAAUACAGAUAAUGAUUUAAAAUUGAGAGAUUUAAUAUCCUCACUCUUGCAUAAUGCCAAGGCCAGUGAUUACAGUUUCAUGGAAUUGCUGAGUCAACAUGAUAAAAAGGUAGAAAAUAAAAUUAUUCAGACAAGAUUUCGAAAGCGUCAAGAAACCUUAUUUUCAAUGCACAACUCUCCUGAUUCACCCAUGUUUAGAAGGCAGUCUUUACAAAUAAAAAGAGAACUUGCUAGUCUUGAAAAUUUUGUAAGAAAAAAAUACACUGAAAAAAAUUCAAGGAAGUUGACAUGCAAUGAUGAGAUAUUUUCCACGGACAAAAAAGAAUUCUAUCAUUGCCAAGGGUCUUUACAAAAUUCUGAAAGCUUACAAGAUAAUAAUCAUGCAGAAACAUCAUUUUCACCAGAUUGUGCAUUACAAUCAUUGCAACUACCUCUUCAUAGUUUAGAAACUAACUUGGCUUUUGAUGCAUUUUCAGAAAGCUUUAAAACAACUUCCCCUGGGAAAAUGAGCAUAAGAAAAUCACAGGAGAAAUCUGCAGCUGGAAAAAAACUUUUGCAAAAUCGCAAGGAGAAUCCAAAACUGGAGAAUACUCAAACGCCUUUGAAAAGUGAUAUUCCCGGACUUUUGAGCAGAACUAAACGAAAUAUUGUGCGUCCAGGGUGGUAUUCUAUAUAUGUAACAAAUAAUUAUGUUUUUAAAAAAUCCCCUAAAGCCAAAAAAGUUUCUGAAUCUACAAAAAAAAGAGAUCCAGUGAAAAAUAUUCAAAUUGAAAGCUCACACAAUAUAGAUCUAAACAAAAUUGCAAUGAAUUCUAAUUUACAAGUUGUUGUGGAGCGUUUGGAAGACACAAUAAAUAUGGCCAAAAAGUCUUUGAAUAAUCACUCAUUAUCUGAAGGAUGCAAGGCAUCCAAGAAAUUGAUAGAAAUUAAUGGUAAAGAUCAAACUGCAGAUAGAAAUAUGACUCUUGCUUUAAGCAGAACGACAUGCAAAGAACAGAGUUUAUCAAAAUCUGUGGUAGCAGCCAGCAAUAUCAAAAGCAGUCAUAUUCCUACAAUAGAUAUGAAUAGCAAAAGACUUGAUAAUCUGGAAAAGUUACCUAUUUUAGAUACAAGUAGCUUGAUUUCCAAUGUUCAAAGUGUGCCAACAAAAUAUGAAGCCAUUGAAAGCUCUUCUUUUUCCAGCUAUUCUAGCCCUAUCAAACUCAUGUUUUUAUCUGAAGUUAAAAGCAGUGAAGGAGUCAAAUAUACUUUAACUUCAGUUGGUACUUCCAGAUCAAAUAUUGAUCUUCCUUCUGAAAAAUGUCCAACUCAUCAUGUAAUUGAAAAAAAAACAGAAACAAAUAAGGAUGUCCCAAAUGCUAACUUUGAAAAUUAUAGUUCUAAUCUUAAUGAUAGUGACACUCUACAGGGAGAACUAAACAAAUUUAAUUGUGCAAAAGAAACUACAGAAUCCCCUGCAAUGUUUAUAGAUGAUAUGAAUAGUGAUAAGCCACAAGAUGAACCUAAGGAAAAUACAAGCAGUGGUAUUGAUUCAUCUUUUAAACGAAAACCAGGUAGACCUAAAAAAAUAGGUCCCCAGGUUGUGAAACAAAUUAAGCGGCCAAUUGGAAGACCACCAAAACCUAAAAUUGAUCAAACAGACAUCACCAUUUGCCAAAAUGAGUCUUCUAGUGCUGGAAAGAAAAGUCCAGAAUCUCUCCUAUCAGAAGUAGAAGAAGGUAUUUAUAAAAAGAGUAUUACCGUAACUGUUAUUUAUGGAAGGUCAAGAAGAACUAGAAGGCAUGUUUCUGAAGGAACUGUAAACAUAAGCAAUAUUAUGUCUUUCAGCAAUAAUGUUGCUGAUUUUCCAACUGAAUGUAACAGUCUCAGAAAUAUUAGAGAAUUCAAAAUUGACUCAGGUGAAAGAAGUGCUGUUUCAAGUUUGACUACUGAAAGUGAGCUCUUGGGGUCUGGCUUUGAAUAUGUUAGGCCUAUCAAGAACAAGUCUGUGAUACCUCAGCCUUCCAAGAACAGUAUUCGACCAAAUCAGAAGCCUUUUGCAAGAAUUAGGAAGCCUGGUAGACCUGCAAAAGUGAAAAUCUCUGGCAUAUCUGUGACUAUUAAUAGAGUUUCACCUCAGGAGAGAGAAGUAAGUAUUAGCAGCUGCUUACCUCCUUUAGAACAAGAAAAUAUAUUAGAAAAAAAUCUGGCUGAAGAAAAGUAUGAUCACCGAUGCAGUAAGACGGAUACAAGGCACACUGAAGCUGACAUAUUUAAGAAUGGAUCAAAAAGUAUGGUUGCAACUAUACCUUUGAGACAUUCUAUUAGGGAUAGAAAACCAUCUCUCCAUUUCUUACAUCCAUUAGCAUCGUCUAGCUCACUUAUUUAUAGAAAUGCUCUGUUCCGUAAAUCAUAUAAACUCCAUUUGCAGAAAGGUAAAAGUCAGAAGGAAAAACAUAGGCAGUCAAGGAUAAAAAUAGCUUCGAAAGGUACCCCAGCAACUAGAAAUUCAAGGAAUGCAAAAAUGUGUUUGGAAGAUAACAAAUUAAUACCCAUUUCUGAAGUAUCCUUGGACCCUAUAAUUUCAUCAAAUCCUUUGCUCAGGUGGUGGGCUGCUUCUACUUCAAACGAUUCCUUAUUAGAGGAAUUAAACAAUAGAUUUGAGCAAAUAACAAAUGCUUGGGUGCAUGUGAGUGGAGAUGAAGCUGGAAACUGUGUUCACAAAAAAAGAGAACGCAUUGAAAAUGAUAAUUUCAAAAUAGCAAACCCUUUGGAAACCUGUCUUUUAGAACUUGAAGUUUCACCUGUAAAAAUGCUUUUUCGGAAAAAGUAUGAUUUGAAUGAACUCUGUAUCUGGUUUAUGCAAACAACAGAAACACAGUCUCUUUCACUAGUUAGAAAAGCAAAUGCUCGAAACCCUUUGGAAGUAAUAAAUACCAGAGGAAUUAAAUUAGGGACCAAAUAUUCUAAUUUUAAUACCAGCCCCUUCAGAAAGCACUUUAAAAAAUUUGCACUAUCUUCUCCUUCAAAAUCAGCAGGGAAGUUGCAUAUACUGCAUAAAAUGGUUAGCUCUCCGCUGUUAAAUGUGAAAAGUAAUUUAACAUUAGCUAGAUUAAAAAGAACUGAGUUUAAGAGGUUGCAACAUGCAAAAUGGAAAAGAGAGGGAAAGCUGCACAACCAUGGAACAAUUGAUUGGAUCUCUAAAAGGAGGGACUUAAGAUUUUUCUGCCAGAACCAAUUUUUAAAUAAGGCUGAGGGGGGAACAAAGGCUGACAUCCCACUCCAAGGAAAAAACACAAUAGAUAAUCAGUUUAUUUUGCCACCUGAGAUCAGGGAUGACUCUUUGCAACAGAAGGUGGUGAUGUCUGACUUGAAAACACAUGCUAGUUUAGAGAAUAAUUUUAAGUCAGAAGCAAAGGAGAAUGGAACAAAUUGCAGCCAAAAAGAUUUUGAAAAGGGACCAAGACUAGGAAAUGUAUGUCCAAAUAAUUGGAGGUCAAAAACCUUAAAAGAUUGUAGAAUAUUUUUGAGGAAGAUCAACUAUCUUGAACACAGAAAUACUUUUAAGCUAAAUACAAUCAUUUACUCUCCUGAAUCUAUUGACGGUGGAAGUAAUCAUCAGACUCAUAGAGAAGAAUCAAAGCGCUUUACCUUAAGGUCCCAUUCUGCUAGGCAAAAUUCUUUUAAAAAGCAAUCUAAAGAAAUAGAAAAUGCUAAAACAAAUAGUCCUUCAACCAAUAAAUUUCCUGGCCAACUUGACAACAGUAAAUUAAAUAAAUGUGUUAACUAUGACAAGAAUCCUGAUAGUUCUGACGUUCUUAGCAAAUUGAACAAAAGAAAAAGACCACCAUGGAAGACCACAGAAAUGUCAACAAAAAGACAUAAACGACAGUCUUGCAACAGUGGACAAAUGGCAAACUAUUAUUCAAAAUCCCAACUAGCAUGCUACAAAUGAAAACCGAUGAGAAAUUGAAUUUGUCUGAUGGGAAUACAGCAAGUUGCCCUUUGAGCCCCAUUAAGAUGUGCCUUAAUCGUCCCAGU
Messenger RNA from Callorhinus ursinus (northern fur seal), 6064 nucleotides. It is a transcript of the gene LCORL, whose product is annotated as ligand dependent nuclear receptor corepressor like. Gene Ontology annotation, biological process: regulation of transcription by RNA polymerase II. Lineage: Eukaryota; Metazoa; Chordata; Mammalia; Carnivora; Otariidae. Gene Ontology annotation, molecular function: DNA binding. Gene Ontology annotation, cellular component: nucleus. The record is from RefSeq and is a predicted model, not a curated record.